This is a messenger RNA of Ipomoea nil (Japanese morning glory), 1191 nucleotides long. RefSeq lists its product as uncharacterized. The record is from RefSeq and is a predicted model, not a curated record. Bases 1 to 1191 code for a protein of 396 amino acids. NCBI's taxonomy places the organism in Eukaryota, Viridiplantae, Streptophyta, Magnoliopsida, Solanales, Convolvulaceae. The transcript is spliced from 2 exons.
AUGAAGAAGAGAAAGUCGAGUGAGACUGCUAAGCCAGAAGGAGACCCACCUAUCCACCAAGUUUUCAAGACUCUACGUUCCUCUGUUAAGCAACAAGGAACUACUGCUGCUCAAGCUACUUCUGCACCAGCCCCCUCUGCCAGAAAAGGGAAACCUACCACAAGGUCAAGAGGUCGAAGUGUAACUCCGGAGGUUCCACCUAUUGAAGGAAUUGAUACCACUGUUUACAAACCUCAGUUUGUAUCCCCUGUUGCACAAACAAAAUGGGCCACUAUGGUCAGAAGGGAGCUGAUUGUUCAAAGAACUGUGGAUGAGAAUCAACUGAACUCCGUUUGCGACAUCCUGCCCUUGCUGAAUGAAGUUGGUCUUUUGAAAACUGUUACAGAUGUUUGCCCUUACUCCAAGCUGCUCACAUAUGAGUUCUAUUGCAAUCUCAGUGAUGAGAUUAACAGUCUCACAGGGCCACGACCGAUGCAAAUCUUCAUCAGAGGGAACUGGUAUGAGUUUGGGCCAGAUGUGAUAAAUAAAUACUAUGGCUUGCCUACAGUGCAAGAAGAAGCUGUUACUGAAUGGGACGUGGUGGCCAAAACUCUUACCGGUGGACAUACUACAUCUUGGCCUACAGGAGAUAAGGACUAUUUGCUGAGCUCGCAUCUCACGUCUAGAUAUGUCAUCCUACAUCGCCUGGCUCUGCACAACUGGCUUCCAUCAGCUCAUUUCAACACAGUUGGCAAGCUUCUGGCAGGGUUCUUAUUUAGAAUUGGAACUAAGAUGCAGUGUGAUCUGGGCAAAUGGAUUUUUUAUCAUGUUCUAACUCUGAUUCAUCCCCGGGAACAGAAGGGUCUUAAGCCUAUGCCCAGCGAAGUGAUCAGUCCGACGCUGCUAUAUACUGUUGAUAAACGUCUUCUUUCUGGAGAUCAUAUUAAGGAUGUCGUUCCUGUGACUGCCCCAUCCAAUUCGGAACCUGAUGCUGUGAAUGAUGAGUCUCCUCAUGCUAAAGAUGUGAAGCUUUCCGAACAUUUGAAGGCGCGAGUUGCUGAUCUUGAGACGGUGCACGGUAUCAUUGCCAAGCAACUGAUGGGUGCGCGCACUGAGCUAGCUACUGUUCUUCUCCGCAUGAGCCUGUCUGAUACUGCUUCUGCUGCUGAGGAUCCCGUGAAGUCUGACUGUGACUCUCCCUCAAAUGCUUGA